This is a messenger RNA of Meyerozyma guilliermondii ATCC 6260, 858 nucleotides long. RefSeq names its product protein-lysine N-methyltransferase. The record is from RefSeq and is a predicted model, not a curated record. The transcript has a single exon. NCBI's taxonomy places the organism in Eukaryota, Fungi, Ascomycota, Pichiomycetes, Serinales, Debaryomycetaceae. The coding region runs from base 1 to 858 and encodes 285 amino acids.
AUGGACUUUACAACCUGUGUCCGGCAACGAGUGCCACCCAAAUGGAUUAUAAAACCAAAGUCAUCCGAAAACAUAGAAGAAACUUUUCAAUCUGUAUUACCCCACAAUCCAUACUACGUGAAAAAAGUUAUUGGAAAAUUGAUUCAAGAUGCUGAAAAUGAGGGAGAAGCACCGGAAAUGCUCUAUGAAAUGUAUUGCUGGCCACAAGUGCUACAAGCUAAAGAAUUGAAGCCAACAGAUACCGAUAUUGUUGCUUAUAAAGUUGGAUCAGCACAGAUAUGGAUUCCAGAAACCCCACGCCUCAUAUCCGGAAUGGGCACUACAGGAUUACGAACAUGGGAAGCGUCAUUGUUCCUCUCGGAGUAUUUUGUCCAUGAAGCUUUUUUGGUCAAUAAAAGUGUACUAGAAUUGGGAUGCGGCACCGGACUUGUGGGCAUCUCAUUGCUUAAAAACAAACUAUGUGAAAGUGUCAUAUUCACAGAUGGUGACAUUGGAGUAGUUGAGAAAAUGAGCAACAUCUUGAGUCACAAUGGAGUCAAUGGCAACUCUCAGCAACUUUUAUGGGGAGAAUCUCAAGUUCCAUCCGUUGAUAUUUUAGUCGCUGCCGACGUCACAUACGACAUAUCUGUAUUACCUAGCCUACGCGAGACACUAAAAAGUGCAUUUUCAUCCGGAUGCCAGCAAAUAUUCAUAGCUGCAACAAUUAGAAACGAAGACACAAUUCUGGCUUGGGAAAAUGAACUCACAAACCAUUUCAAAUGGAGCGUCAUUGCCUCAAAAAAUCAUAGCAACAUCAAUCUUCAGUGCUGGUAUCCGCCACAAACUCCCGACAUCAAGAUAUACAGUAUAGAAAUAUGA